AUGUCUCAUGAUGACUCCACUGGUGACGACGGCUUCUACUACUACUACGAAGACGACACCGACGCCAUAUCUGUUGUCCCUUCCGCUUUUGACAACACCUCUUCCUAUGGCGGGGUCAAUAGAACUGCCCAAGCUGUCUCGAUCAAGAAGAAAAAGGAGAAGGUUCGAGACCUCCAAUCUCGCGUGCGUGGCGCCGAGACAACUCUGAAAGCAUCGGAAGAGGAACAGACUGAAUUGCAAGCUGAAUUGUCGAAAGUCAGCCCCGAAAACACAGUCAUGAUGUUUAAGAGCAAAGGCCAUGAUCACAGUAACGGUCAGAAUCUCCCUUGGGAGUUCGAGGAGGACCCGCGGGAGGACCAGGGACAGUACACCAAUUUCCUGAAUGAGUAA
Molecule: messenger RNA, 390 nt
Organism: Cryptococcus wingfieldii CBS 7118
Lineage: Eukaryota; Fungi; Basidiomycota; Tremellomycetes; Tremellales; Cryptococcaceae
Exons: 2
Coding region: 1-390 (129 amino acids)
Source: RefSeq, a predicted model, not a curated record